Paramormyrops kingsleyae is the source of this 1369-nucleotide messenger RNA. Its product is annotated as 15-hydroxyprostaglandin dehydrogenase [NAD(+)]. Gene Ontology annotation, molecular function: oxidoreductase activity, acting on the CH-OH group of donors, NAD or NADP as acceptor. The record is from RefSeq and is a predicted model, not a curated record. Lineage: Eukaryota; Metazoa; Chordata; Actinopteri; Osteoglossiformes; Mormyridae. Gene Ontology annotation, cellular component: cytoplasm.
GGUGUUGCCUAUUUAGUGUCUGAUGUAUAGUUGCCCUGUUCUGUGUGCGAAGUCGUCUUGGAAGUUGAGUACGGUUAAGGCUUAGAGCCUAGUUUCAUAUAAGAUAACCGCAGUUAUGUCGUUACAGGGAAAAGUAGCUCUUGUCACCGGCGCAGCGCAGGGCUUGGGAAAAGGCUUUGCGGAGAUCCUUUUGAAAAAUGGUGCAAAGGUGGCUCUGCUGGACAUAAAUGAAGCGGUCGGGAAGGAUCUGAAGUCUGCUUUCGAUAAGGAGUAUGGCCCCGACAGCACAGUCUUCUUAAAAUGCGACGUGAAGUCCGACGAUCAGUUUAAGGAAGCGUUCGAGGCGGCCAUCAAGAAGUUCCACAAGAUCGACAUCGUGUGCAAUAAUGCCGGCAUCGUCGACGAGAAGGACUGGGAAAGGGCGCUGGCCACCAAUCUGGGUGGAGUUAUAAGGGGCACAUACCUGGCCCUUUCGUACAUGAAGAAGCAAAAUGGAGGCCAUGGAGGGGUCAUCAUCAACGUGGCUUCGAUGGCGGGGAUCCUUCCCCUGCUGACUGCUCCGAUCUACACGGCCACCAAACAUGGAGUGCUGGGGUUCAGCCGCGCUAUCUCCGAUUUGUCCAGGGUAUGCAACUUUGGUGUGAGAAUCAACACUCUGUGUCCGUCUUUCGCCGAAACAGCCAUUCUCUCAUCCAUGUAUUCUGCGGACACCGUUAAAGACAUCCCCAGCCUCCAGGAGAUGAACCGGAAGAUAAUAAAUACCGUAGGGAUUCUGGAUGUUUCCGUGGUUGCCGAAGCAUUUCUGCAACUGGCUACAGACGAGAGUAAGAACGGGUCGGCGCUGAUGGUGACCAAAAAACAUACUGGAGACAUUCCGUUUCCCAAGGUCUCUGAAGAUCUUGCCAAUCUGUCAUCCAUGCUUCCGCUCUGAGCUACACCCACGUUCUCUACGAGGAGACGUGAGACAUGUGAGGUGCCGUCGACCGCUGCAGGUCGGGGUACCUGGGCAUUUUUAACUUGCAAUGUGAAUCACAUGACCUUCAGGCUUUCUGCUUUCUCUUACAUAAUUAAAGACCCCUUUUUUUAUUGGAUAGAACAAGCACACCCUGAUUAUAAUCACCAGCAGUCCACAAGUUGCACUUAAUGCACGUCGAGGAAGCUUCUUCAUUGUGAAUUUUACAUUACAGAAUGUGCUGAUUUGCCGUUUUGUCUGAUUGUUGACAAUCAAAUCUGCUCGAUGCUCUCAGUGUUGCGCUUCUGCUGAUUUCAAUAGUUUUGCCUGCCUGCUCCAAAACAGCUUACAAUCAUACCCGGGCAUUCAUAGGAUGCUCAGCCUAGAUCAGGGGUCUCAAACCGCAGUCCUGGGGGG